GUCGAACUUCACGAUCUCCCGAGAAAGAGGAAAGGAUGUGACUGGAUUCUCGCUCGCGCGUGCCUCAUCGGCCCCUUCACUUGCUACGUUGUUUGUUUGUGUCCUCUCGUCCUUCGGCGUCGAAAUGGAACGCGGUGCUCGUUAGCGGUGAACCUGUUCGACGUCACGCCGCAGCUUUGGACGAUGAUCCACCGGCAGAUCUUUCUAUCCCAGGUUUUGGUCUACUUUGGGUUGACUGGUCAUUAUGCUGAUGCAGCUCUGUAGUAUCAAGAACUUGUACCAGAAUCGCUUCCUGGGCCUGGCGGCCAUGGCCUCUCCAACCCGUAGCCAGACCCGCCAGCGCUGUAAGGAUCCAGUUCGUCACAGCUAUGGCCCGGAGACCUAUGCCCUGAAUGGUCUGAACCAGGAGGCCUUCAUGCUGGGGCUGUCGCGGUCUACGAGUGACACAGACCUGGUCUCCCCCGACGCCCGGUCCACCCUUACCAUCAGCUCCUCUCACUACACAAUAGGACAGUCUGAAGACCUGGUGAUCACAUGGGACAUCAAGGAAGAGGUGGAUGCUGGAGACUGGAUCGGAAUGUACCUACUUGAUGAGACUUUGUCUGAGAACUUUCUGGACUACAAGAAUCGAGGCAUCAGUGGUUCUAGCAAGGGACACAUAGUUUGGAAAAUCGACUCCGGCUGCAACUUAAGUGACGCUGAGACCCAGGUCUGCUUCAGAUAUUACCACGGUGUGACCGGAGCACUGAGGGCUACCACUCCCAGCAUAACCAUCAAGAAGGGCCCUGCACCUAUAUUAAAGCCAGUGGUGAGUCCUGAAGUCAACCAUGGACUGGGCAACAGGAGACUCAUCAACUUCUCCUUAUCAGACCUGCAGGCUGUUGGUUUGAAGAAGGGGAUGUUCUUCAACCCCGACCCCUACCUGAAGCUCUCCAUCCAGCCCGGGAAGCACAGCAUCUUCCCUUCGCUGCCGCACCACGGCCAGGAGAAACGAUCUGGAGUGGCCUGCAACACCGUCAACCCCCAGUGGAGCGCAGAGAGGUUCAGCUUUGUGUCUCUGCCCACCGACGUCCUAGAGAUUGAAGUGAAGGAUAAGUUUGCCAAGAGCCGCCCGAUCAUUAAGCGUUUCCUUGGGAAGCUGUCGGUCCCCGUCCAGAGGCUGCUGGAAAAACACGCCAUCGGGGACCGAGUGGUGAGCUAUUCGCUGGGUCGCAGGCUGCCAACGGAUCACGUCUGUGGCCAGCUGCAGUUCCGCUUUGAGCUGACCUCCUCUAUUCACCCAGAUGAUGAGGAGGUGUCGCUGGUCAUAGAACCGUCCCGUUUUGACGGGGGGGACGUAGCAGACGUCAACCACGUCUGUGUCGCCCCUGACGACGACGCGCUGAGUGUGGGACCUGACAUGCCUGACCUUCCUCUGGAUGGUCACACCGACUCUGUCACCGAUGCUCCAACCCCCACCGAUGAGGUGUCAGUGCCCGAAGAGGUCCAGCCACAGCCAGAGGGGUCCCCAGAGGUGGAGCAGGGGACGAUGGAGGAGGAGAGCACAAUGAGGGAGGAGCCCCCGGUGACGGAGCCCCGGCCGGAGCCGGAGGAGGCGGCCUCAGCUCCCCAGCAGGAGGAAAGCGAUGGAGUGGAUGGAGAGGAUGUGAGGCAGCAGGAGGAAGGAAUGGAGGAAGAGAUGGAGGCGUCUGACCAUCACGCUGAGGAGGAAGCAGACGAGGAAAACGAAGAUGGGGAGGAAACGCAGCCAAACCCAGACUCUGACGAUCCAGUAGCAGUAACAGUAACGGAUGAGACUGUAGCAGAGGCCAACACAUCCCAGGAGGCUCCAGAGGAACCGACCCAAGGUGCCACAGAGGAGGCCACAGAGGCGGGAGACAGAGGCUGCGCGUCCUGCACCUGCCAGUCCCUCUUCUCCAGCUACACCUCCCAUCCCCCCUCACGCCGUAAAAACCGGCCCUGCUCCCUGCCAGUGUCCGAGCUGGAGACCGUGAUCGCCUCAGCGUGCGGCGAGCCGGAGACCCCGCGGUCCCACUACAUCCGGAUCCACCAUCUCCUCCACAGCCUCCCCUCGGCCCAGGUCAGACCUCCCAGCCAGGAGGAGGAGGAGGCGGGGGAGGGGGGAAAUACGGGCUCCACCUCCACUACAGUAACACCCAAAAUCUCCAAAGACGGAGAAGACGAGGAACAGAAGGAUGAGGAAGAAGAGGACACAGCCCAGUCUCCCUCUCAGGUCCAGGAGUGUCCAGGGCCCUGCUGCCACCGCUCUCUGCCCCGCAGCCUCUCCAUCGAGCGCCUGUCUGAGCUGAACCGGCUCCUGGAGGGUGAGGGGGGAGACCCCGAGGCCGUCAGGAGGAUAUCUCCCUCCUGCCUGGGGAGCGAGGACGGGACCUCCAGCAACAGAGCAGGGAGAAGACCUCCGGGUGAGACCGACUGCGAGUUCUGCGACACCUCCUGCUACAGCACCUCCUGCUACAGCACCUCCUGCUACAGCACGUCGUGCUACAGCAACUCCGGCUACGAGGCGAGGAGCCGCUUCUGCAGCCACACCCGCCUCUCCUCCGUGGACAGCAACAGGCUGUCGGGCAGCACGGUGUUCUCGUCCCAGGAUGAAGAGGAAGACGAGGAGAGCGCCUUCGAGCCUGUGCCCGACGGAGGCCAGACGCCGGAGGAGCAGGAGGCAGGGGGGGCACGAGGAGAGAGGAGGGCGGGGAGGUGGAAGGAGGCCAGGAGGAGGGAGCAGGGGGAGCCAGCCCCGCCCAAGAACGGCUCAGACCUCUCCCCUCCUGUUGGCCACCUUCCAGUCCUGCGACCCAGCCAUGAUCUAAACCAUUUUCCUGCUGCCACUGACCAAGCCUUACCUCCAAACUGGGAGGCGCGCGUCGACAGUCACGGCCGAGUCUUCUACGUGGACCACGUCAGCCGGACCACGACGUGGCAAAGGCCCAGUCACAGCAGCAAGUGUGACCACGGCAUCCCCCGGUCCGGCUCCACCCAGCAAAUGGAGCAGCUCAACAGGAGGUACCAGAACAUCCAGAGAACCAUGGCCUCCGAGGAGGAAGGAGGCAGCCAGAGGUUAGAGCGGAGCAGCAGCACAGAGACCGACACCGAUUCCGCUCCAGCAGAGCCCUCGUCUCCUGUCAAUCACCAAAAGAUGAGCAAUCUCCUCCAGUCACCUGCUGUCAAGUUCAUCACGCACCCAGAGUUCUUCACUGUGUUGCACAGUAACUAUGCAGCCUACCGGAUGUUCACCAGCAGCAGCUGUGUCAAACACAUGAUCCUGAAGGUCCGUCGCGAUGCCAGGAACAUCGAGCGCUACCAGCACAACCGGGACCUGGUGGUGUUUCUCAACAAGUUCGCAGACACGCAAUUGGAGCUGCCAAGAGGCUGGGAGAUAAAGACGGACCCCCAGGGAAAGUCUUUCUUUGUGGACCACAACAAUCGAGCCACGACCUUCAUCGACCCGCGCAUCCCUCUGCAGAACGGUCGGCUGCCCGGCCACCUGGCCCACAGACAGCACCUUCAGAGGCUGCGCAGCUACAGCGCCGGAGAGGCCUCUGAUGUGUCCAGGAGUCGUGGGGCUUCUCUCAUGGCCAGACCCGGAAACAGUCUGGUAGCCGCCAUUCGAAGCCAGCACCAAGCGGACCCCCAGCAGCCGGCCGCACCCUCGUACAAUGACAAGAUCGUGGCGUUCCUUCGACAGCCGAACAUAUUCGACAUGUUGCAGGAGCGGCAGCCCAGCCUCAGCAGAAACCAUGCACUGAGGGAGAAGAUCCACUACAUCCGGACUGAAGGUACACAGGGGGUGGAGAAGCUGUCAUGCGAUGCAGACCUGGUCAUCCUGUUAAGUUUGUUUGAAGAGGAAAUCAUGUCUUAUGUUCCACCUCACCCCAUCCACCCGGGCUUCAGUUUCUCUCCUCGCUGUUCCCCUGCCUCCUCACCUCAGAACUCUCCUGGCUUGCAGAGAGCCAGGGCUCCGGCUCCUUACCGCAGGGAUUUUGAAGCCAAACUAAGAAACUUCUACAGAAAAUUAGAAGCCAAGGGCUACGGCCAAGGCCCCGGCAAGAUCAAAUUGCUGAUCAGGAGGGAACAUCUGCUGGAAGGAACCUUCAAUCAGGUGAUGGCGUGUUCCCGCAAAGAGCUUCAGAGGAACAAGCUCUACGUCACCUUCCUUGGGGAGGAGGGCCUGGAUUACAGCGGUCCAUCCCGGGAGUUCUUCUUUCUGUUGUCUCAGGAGCUGUUUAAUCCUUACUAUGGUCUGUUUGAAUACUCGGCCAAUGACACGUACACCGUUCAGAUCAGUCCCAUGUCAGCGUUCGUUGAGAACCAUCUGGAAUGGUUCCGUUUCAGCGGCCGGAUUCUGGGUCUGGCCUUAAUCCACCAGUACCUGCUGGACGCGUUCUUCACUAGGCCGUUCUACAAGGCCCUGCUCAGACAACCCACAGACUUGUCGGACCUGGAGUAUCUGGACGAGGAGUUUCACCAGUCUCUGCAGUGGAUGAAAGAUAAUGACAUCACUGACAUCCUGGACCUCACCUUCACCGUCAACGAGGAAGUCUUUGGCCAGGUGACAGAGCGGGAGCUGAAAUCAGGCGGCUCCAACCUGCAGGUGACGGAGAAAAACAAAAAGGAUUACAUAGAGCGAAUGGCCAAGUGGAGGGUGGAGAGGGGAGUGGUGCAGCAGACGGAGGCACUGGUCAGAGGAUUCUACGAGGUGGUGGACUCCAGGUUGGUGUCUGUGUUUGACGCGCGGGAGCUGGAGCUAGUUAUCGCCGGGACAGUGGAGAUCGACCUCAGCGACUGGAGGACCAACACCGAGUACAGAGGAGGGUACCAUGACGGCCAUAUAGUGAUGCGGUGGUUCUGGGCGGCUGUGGAGCGCUUCAACAACGAGCAGCGCCUCCGUCUGCUGCAGUUCGUCACGGGGACGUCCAGCGUGCCCUACGAAGGCUUCGCCGCCCUGCGAGGCUCCAACGGCCUGCGGCGUUUCUGCAUCGAGAAGUGGGGCAAAGUCACAUCACUCCCCAGGGCUCACACGUGUUUUAACCGUCUGGACCUGCCUCCGUACCCGUCGUACACCAUGCUGUACGAGAAACUCCUGAUUGCUGUGGAGGAGACCAGCACUUUUGGCCUGGAGUGAUCAACAGAUUAACGUUAGGCACCCCUCUCUAUGAAACACUGGCUGGGCCAACUUGUAAACAGAAAAGUAAAUACAGGAUGUGGAUUGUAGUCAAAUACGUUUUUUGGUCAUGUGGAUAAAUGUCCAUCACUAAUGUAGUACGAUGUGGUAAAGUGUGGAGUUUGACACCAUUAAAACCACAGCAGGACAACAGUUAUUUUUAUAACCACUAAGCCAUUUACGACUGAAAAAAUAAAUAUACAGUUCUAGCAAAUAAAAUUAUAAGCUAAACAACAGUGAUUUACUGUAAGUCACUGAAGUAUCUAUACAUUAGCAGCUAAAUACUUGAAUCAGACAUUUAAUGUAAAGAAAAGAGGAUAAUAUUAAAAAAUAAAACCCAGGAAAGAGAAGCAAAUACAAUAAUACAAUUAUAAAAAAUAACUAAUUCAAGAAAAAAAGCUUUUAAUAACUGUUUUUAAAUGGUUUCCUUGAAUCAUAAUUAAUGAUAUGCGCAAAGUCUCAGGUGGUUUGAUGCUGGUAAAUCUAUAAAUGUGGAUUAAAAGAAGAGGUUUAAAUUAUGACAGAGAUUUUUUUGACAGAGAGUUCAACUUUAUUACUGUGGCUACAAGGCGUGUGUGUCUGGACUGUGGAGCCCAGAAAGGGGGCGAGCAGGUGGUCUAAAGCCUCAAAGACCUGUAAAAACCUGAAACCACUCCUGAAGAUCAGCAGUGGGAGAGUAGACAAACAUAUAAGAUGCCAGAGGGAGAGAAGCCGGGAUCAUUAUCAACAUCUUUUUAAGCUAAAGAAAAUGACAUAAAAUUAAGUAUUGUGCAAAGAAAUUAGUAGCUGCUUAAAAACAACUACGUGUUGUGAAGACACUGUGUCUGCAGAAAGUUGCUCUCUGGGCUGUUGGACAAGUUGUGCUGUUGUAAAUGGUGAGGAUACAAAUCAUCCAGAGCUACUGACAUACAGUAAACACCCUGCUGUGAAAAUAGGACUUAAACCACUGACAUCAGUGCCACUAAUGAAGCCACACAUGCAAUACAAGCAUGUGAAGGCGCCUCUCCUGGACCCAGACUCUGACCACUACUACUAUUAAAUAUUGUCAUCUAGCGACACUUGACCCUGACUUUAAAGCUGGCCUCAACCUCUUACCACAAACAUCUCAUACCAGUCUCUCCAAGUUGUCUCCAAAGCAGCGACGGAUGCCACGUGACUCCUGGGACCCCUCCUGUGGAGACUGAGGUGGACUGUGGCGGCUCAGCAGACAGAAUGGCUCAGUUCCUCCACGUGCCGUGGACACUCCACUUGGCUGUGAGUCCUGUCGGCUGCAGUUUGAAUGGAGAGCGCUUUCUCUCCUGUUCAAGUCUUCCACUGAUGGACCUCAUUCUGUCUGCAUAUUAUUGCUCUGUGCGCCAAGCAGCUACUCCACUAUCUGAACCUUUACUGUCUCAUCAUGGCUGGUGUGGGUCUCCAAGGGCUUCACAGAUGGGCCUCCCGAACCCGUGCAUACCUGUGAUGUACAGACAGGCCCGUUGGACAACCAGUGUAAUAUAUAUAUGCAAUACUUACUGUAUGAUGUUUAUUUCAGUGAUGGACUGCAGUGUUUCCUUUGUCUACACCUAAUCCAGUAAUAGGACUGUAUCUCAGUUACUACUUCCUCGUGUGGCCUGUGGGGUUUAGUGGUUGUGAGUAAAAGCUGAGUUGCGGUUUUUGCAUCGGUUGUUUCUGAAACCCUGUUUGCAUGUUAUUCUGGUGUUCGUCUGGGUUUCCUGUGCAGAAAUCCACCUCCAAACGGGUUUAUGGGAGACUGUCACAUUUCAUUUACACUCUUUUUUUAAUUUCUUACUGUCUUGUUGUGGUCCUACUGCACCACACAAUACUCAUGUAAUAUAUAACACGCCAAGAAUAAAUGAACCAAUGAUGCUGGACUGGAAUCAUGCAGCGUUUAGCCAGAUGUGGAGACAUCCAGCGUCCUUAUAGCCCCUUUUCUACUGUAUGUCUUAGGUUGCUGCUGUGUGCAGCUCGUCGGUGGAAGCAACUUUAUUUUACACACCAAAGUGUGUAAAAUCAGAACUACAUGUAUGAAAAGCAUCAUGUGUCUUCAGAGUUAGCUGCCAUUUACAGGUUUGUAAAGUGGAAAUAACCUAAAGGAAACUAACAGACGCUGACUCUACAUCAGAUACUAACAGCAGCACUAACAGCACCAUGUGUCAACUGUUAGCUGUGUUUGGGUUGAAUAAAGAGCACUGGGAGGUAAACAGAAUCUAGCUUUGGUCUCACUGACCAUUAAUGCGAGUCUGUGGGGAGUUUUAGGUUUGCUACUGUAGGUAAAAGUCUGCUGUUAAGUUCACAAAGUGUGAACUCUUCACGAGGAUGCUAAACGUCUAGCUAACUUCGCUAACUCAGCCCAUGUAAAGAUUUAAGCGCUGGGGCUUUAUUUAAGAUAUACAGUAUAUGUUUAAAAUCCCAUCCAUUUUUUUAAAACGUACGCGUAAUGCGGACAAAUACAACUUACAUUUACAAAAGGUUUCUUUUGUGAGUGUGUCUACUGUUGUAGAUGUUCUCAGCAACAUUAAGCCAGAUGGUUUUUUGUAACAGAACGCAUUAAGUCACUAGUCUGACCAAGACCCUAAUGGACUUGAGCCGGUGCAGCCGAUUAAAUGAGAGUGGUGUGUUAUCAGUAGGACGGAGCACUACCUCCCUGUGAUCACGUCCGUCAUCACCCACAGCUCCACGUUAAUGUGGGAAACCAGUGUUUGGGUCCAGUCACACGUCCAGGCCUCAUGCCUUGGUUCCCGACCGUAAUGAUGACACUCUGUCUCCACGCGGUGCCGUUUGGGCAGAUAAUGAACAAAACGCUGUUGUUUUGCACGGGAUGUCGAAAACGAUCCAUAACUUUCACGAAUUCAUCCAACGUUCGUGUUGUUGUCCAGCACUGGGCUGAGGUCAGAACCCUUUAACUGCCCAACAAGGCUUGAAAUAAGCAGGACUGCAUUUGUUUCCCGGUGGUUGGUCCAACUGGAGCUGGAGCAGCUUCCAGCCAAAUUCAAACCCUCCGUUGGCUAAUUGGUGCUUUUUGGAGUAACUGUCCCGAGUCCUGCACACAAUUGACUCUACAACAUAGAAAUAUUAUGCAAAACCAAUGUCGGAUUGGAUUGAAUUGUUUUUUUGGUCUCUGGUGGUGAACUGACGGCGGCGGGGGUCCGAUCCGUCCCUGCAGCCAUCGUUGGCGGUGCUGAGGCCUUAUCCAGGACAACCAGGCUGUGAUCAUGUUGCAUGUCUCUUUCUUUUCUACAAGUUUUUGUACCGUUCUUUAUACUGUGUUGUGAGUAAAGGGAGAAAUAUCUUCCCUUGAAUGUUUUUUUUUCUUUUUAUUUGCGAUCCGGGACACUGCAUCAGUCAGUUUGCCUUCACCUUUUAAAGCCUUUGUGUUUGACCACGUCUGUGUUUUCUAUUGCAUCUGGAGGCGCGUGCUCGGUCGGCGAGCAUCCGUGGCGCCUGCUGUGUUUCCACACCUCUCAUUGUAACGCGUGGGGCUUUUGGGGGGCUUCCGUGUCACAACGCAUGGCUCGCUAGGUCACGUUUGUGUUGAUGUGUCGAAUACGCGUACACUCAUGUUUAAUAUAAGAAAAGAACGGCCGCAAGCACUUCCAAAAAGGUUGAUAGAAGCUAUUGUAGAGUUGUUUGGAAUAUUUGUAUCUGUUGGAAUAAAGGACAGGAUGUCAACAGGUGGCAAAUUGUAGCGGCUGUUAAGUAUUUGUGUAUUUUUAGUGCAAUUUAUUUGUCUUGAUUCUGAAGCGUGCGUGUGAAUGGCAGGAUGAGCUGUGGCAUCUCCUGGUGGCGCUGACGCUGACGCAUGCCUGUUCCUCUUUGUAGUUUCACACAGGCCAGAUGUAAAUAAUGCUGAAGGCACAGCUGUCCCUGUCUGAGAAAGGGUUAAAUACUCAGGCUGUGCGCUCGCUCCAACGUACCAGACAACUGUUGAAUGAAUCUAAACAAAAAGGUCACUUUAUUGUUUUGCUGCCAUUGUGUGGAUACGUAGGACAGGAACUAAAAAAAAGACAUUACGAUUAGAGUGACAAUCAAAUCUCAAGGUUCAUUCUUGAAGGAAUGUUGUAAUAUCAUUAUCUUGUUUUGGUAUAAUUCUUAAAAAAUAAAAUAUGAUGAAGUACAA
This is a messenger RNA of Betta splendens (Siamese fighting fish), 9296 nucleotides long. RefSeq names its product E3 ubiquitin-protein ligase HECW1-like. Gene Ontology annotation, molecular function: ubiquitin-protein transferase activity; protein binding. NCBI's taxonomy places the organism in Eukaryota, Metazoa, Chordata, Actinopteri, Anabantiformes, Osphronemidae. Gene Ontology annotation, biological process: regulation of dendrite morphogenesis. The coding region runs from base 245 to 5140 and encodes 1631 amino acids. The record is from RefSeq and is a predicted model, not a curated record. The transcript is spliced from 30 exons.